Molecule: messenger RNA, 948 nt
Organism: Linnemannia hyalina
Lineage: Eukaryota; Fungi; Mortierellomycota; Mortierellomycetes; Mortierellales; Mortierellaceae
Source: the annotation of a GenBank genome assembly
AUGCUCGCUCAACAAAACCAGGGCCCCUCCCUCUCCAUCAUUGCUCACGGCGCAUCCAACUUGAAGGAUGUCGAGACCUUUGGUAAGCAGGACCCUUACUUCCGCUUCACCCUUGACCUCGAGAACCCCAAGUCCUUCCAAAAGACCUUCGUCCACAAGAACGCCGGCAAGAACGCCGUCUGGAACCAGUCCUUCAACGUCCCCCUCAACGGCGAGCCAGACCUCUUCAUCGAGAUCAUGGAUGAAGAAACCACUACCGACGCCAUCAUUGCCUUUGCAGCCAUCCCCCUCAACCAGGUCGUCCAUGCCCCCGGUGGAAACCUCAACGCCAUCUUCUCUGUCUAUACCCCUGACGGCAAACAGAACGGUGAAGUUACUUUGACCUUGACCGUUCAUAAUGUCCCCGGUCAGAACUCGGACUACCUGGCUGCGGGCGGUCAGGAGGAUAUCCGGUUUGGUGUCUCGAGAAUUGUGGAUGUUCAUUUGAAGAGGGCCAAGUCGUUGAAGAACAAGGAAAUGGCUACUGAUGCCGGCCUUGCUGUUGCCGGUGGUUUGUUCGCCAUUGGUGCUGGACUCCUCGCAAACAAGUUGAACAACGACCACAACCAAGAAGAGCAGGAUAGGAAGAAUGCUGACCUUGAGGAGCAGCAGGAGCACGAGCGGUUCGAGGACGAGAAGAGACGUCUUGAGGCUGAGCAGGCUAAAUUCCAGGCUGACCAGGAGGCCUUCAGGAGGCAGCAGGAGGAGAACCAGCAGAACCAGUAUGAGAGCCACCACGAGCACCAUCGCCGCGAAGAACAUGGUGGAUGCGAGUGGGACCCUGUUGGAACCUACUCUGCUGGCGACAAGGUCGAGUACCACGGACGCGAUUAUAUCUGCCUCCAGGGACAUACCUCCAACCCUACCUGGGAACCUACCGUCGCCAACUCCAUCUGGCGCCGCGACUAA